This is a messenger RNA of Durio zibethinus, 2879 nucleotides long. The record is from RefSeq and is a predicted model, not a curated record. Lineage: Eukaryota; Viridiplantae; Streptophyta; Magnoliopsida; Malvales; Malvaceae.
CUAAAAAAGAGUAAUUUUUGUCUUGGAAGAAAAAAAAAAUCACCUAAUAUAAUCGUCCGACUUUCUCUUGUUCGAUUAUCCGUUCUUCUUUCUAUCUUUCCUUCUCUCAUCAAAAAAACAAAAAAGACUCUUUUUUUCCUCAAGAAUUUUCCUGAGAAAAUUAAAUCCUUGUCCAUAACCCCGAUCCAUAGAUCAUCACCCAAAUUCUUGCCAAUAAAUUCGUUCCAUUUAGAUUCUUUUUCCCAUAUUCUCUUUUUAUUGGGCAAUCAAAAUCUACCCUUUUUUUCUUUAAUACUAUUAAGUGUUAUCUCUAAAAAAAGCACAACUAUUUUUCUCAAUAAAAAAAAAAACUCAACUUUUCUCUUUUCUUUUUUUUUUCCCACCUAGAAAUAUAGCUUGAUGAUCCCAAAACGCUUGUUUUGGUUCACUAAUUAAUGGUUAUUCCGUAGUUUUCAGUCAAGUUUUCUCUCUUUGUAUAUCCCUCUAGUCACUAAAAGGGUUAACAAUUUUUGUUUUGAAUUUCUGGAGGGUUUUAUAAGGAUUUUAGAAUCUGGGUUUUGAUUUUUGGAGUUGAUAGAUAAGAAUUUUGAUGGAUCUGAGUGUCAGUUUAAAGAGGAAUGUUUUGAGUCAAUUUCUGUGUUGAAAGUCAAUUUUUUCUAUAUUGGUAAAGUGAAAUAAGAGGGGAGUUUUUUUUUUAUUAUUAUUGUGGUAAAUUUAAGUAAGAUUGGAUCAUGGAGCAUAUUAUUGGUGGAAAAUUCAAGCUUGGUGGAAAGAUCGGGAGUGGAUCGUUUGGUGAACUUUAUUUAGGCGUUAACGUACAAAGUGGAGAGGAAGUGGCUGUUAAGCUGGAAUCUGUUAAGACCAAGCACCCUCAACUUCACUAUGAGUCAAAGCUGUACAUGCUUCUUCAAGGAGGGUUUGCAGCGGGUAUUCCUCAUCUAAAAUGGUUUGGAGUCGAGGGUGAAUACAAUGUUAUGGUCAUUGAUCUUCUUGGACCAAGCCUAGAAGACUUAUUCAACUAUUGCAAUCGGAAAUUUUCUUUAAAAACAGUUUUGAUGCUUGCAGAUCAGAUAAUAAAUAGAGUUGAGUAUAUGCACACUCGUGGUUUUCUUCACCGUGAUAUAAAGCCCGAUAACUUUUUGAUGGGUUUAGGGCGCAAAGCAAAUCAGGUAUAUGUAAUUGAUUAUGGCCUUGCAAAAAAGUAUAGGGAUCUUCAAACACACAAGCACAUACCAUACAGGGAAAACAAGAAUCUUACAGGAACAGCUCGAUAUGCGAGUGUUAACACUCACCUUGGAGUUGAGCAAAGCAGGAGGGAUGAUCUGGAAUCUCUAGGUUACGUGCUUAUGUACUUUUUGAGGGGAAGCCUUCCAUGGCAGGGCUUGAAAGCUGGCACCAAAAAACAGAAAUAUGACAAGAUUAGUGAAAAGAAGAUGCUUACUCCCAUAGAGGUCCUAUGCAAAUCAUAUCCUUCUGAGUUCACUUCAUACUUUCAUUAUUGCCGAUCACUACGGUUUGAAGACAAACCAGAUUAUUCAUACCUGAAGAGGCUGUUUCGGGACCUUUUUAUUCGAGAAGGUUAUCAGUUUGACUAUAUAUUUGAUUGGACAAAACUGAGAUAUCCACAGGUUGGCUCUAGCUCAAGAGUACGGCCAAGCCCAAAGCCAGGUUUAAAUCCGCCAGGAGUACCUGCUGAAAGAAAAGAAAGGCCUUCAGUUGGCCAAGAGAUUCGAGAAAAGUUCUCUGGUGCAGUUGAGGCAUUUGCAAGACGGAACGGCUCUGGGCAUGGUUUGCACGGUGUUCAGUCUAGAUACAGAUCCUCAGGUGAUGUGCCAUCAUCCAUGGAUGUGCCUAAUUCUGAAAGGGCUCGCUUCUCCUCGAGAAAUGAUAUCACUUCAAAGAGGCCAGUCAUAUCAGGCAGCCGACCUAGCUCCUCUGGUGAACCUAGUGAGAACCGGUCUAGUAGAUUGGUCUCAAGCAGUGGUCGCCUGUCAACAACUCAGAGAGACCAACCUGGUUUUGAAUCCAAAUCAUCAUCUUUUAAUAGUACUGCAGCCAUAAGAGGUGGUCGUGACGAUACCCUUCGGAGCUUCGAGUUUUUGACAAUAGGGAGUGGGAAAAGGAAAUAAAUGGCAUAGGCAUCUAUUAGGAAGGAUUUGCUUGUGUUUAGAGUACACAAUUUCCCUAUUCUAGUUUCUAAUGGAGAUCUCGGCACAAUAAUGGUAUUUACAAACAGUUACUCUGUACACCUGUGUCCAUUGUUCGAUUCCAUCCACAACAAUCUCCCCAAAGAAGUUUAUCCUCGGAAAACUUUUGGACUCCUUCCUCUUGUACCCUUAUCACAUAUUCUUGCUAUUAUGAUGCCUCUAUUAAGGAAAGAGAUAAAUGAUCUCACUUCAGGGAAAAUUUUCAAAUAUGUCCAACAUUCUAGCUGUAAUGAACACUUUUGAUGUUUCUUUCUUUCACCAGAAGCAAAAGAGAACUAUGCCUAAAAGGUCUAUUGUAGCAAAAGACUUUGUGGCUGUCAUCUGCUUACUCUGUUUAUAUCCUCACAUUUUAUGUAACCAUCAUCUGUAAGAAGAGUGUUGUUUCUGAUUUUAGUAUUACAAUGUUGCAGUGAUUAUAAUAACAUGAGCUGCAUAAAGAUCUCUGCUCUUUAAAGUGACAGAAGGCUUUGUUUGAGUAGCCUUUAUCAUCAUUUUGCCACCCUUGAAAAUGCCAGAUCAGCCUAGCUUAUAACACCUAACCCAAAGUAAAGGGGAGUAAGGGGAGGAUUUGUCUCUUUCAAAUGGCAUCAAUGAUUGAACAUAGCUUUGGUAUUUGCCUAGACUAAAAAUGUGGGGAUUGACUGGCUGACAUCCCCAAACAAUUGAGCCGCU